UUCUCCAGCGUCCUCCUGCGUAUGCAUGCAUGCGACCGACGGGCUGAUUUCAUAACGUGGGGAGGAAGAGAGGAAUGGGGCUUUGAGCACGGAUGAGCACCAGACCCGGUAGGCUCUAUGCACCAUCAGUGCUAUCUCUAUUCCCGGGCCGUGCAGGCGGUGCACUAGAGGAGAUGCGGUAGUGGAGGCUGCUGAUGCUGCUGUCCGAUCAGCUGUUAUUUUCGUCUUGAGCAUCAUCGCCGUGACGGGCCAGAGAGAUCGAGAUCAAGCUCCGGAGCCAGGGACACCGCAGACCGGAUAACAGGAGGAUGGAGUUCAAGCAUCUGGUGGAGGCGGCGGAGAAGUGGUGCUCCGGGAACCCCUUCGACCUCAUAUUCGCCGAGGAGGACGACGAGAGGCGGCUGGACUUUUACGCAGAGCCCGGCGUCUCCUUCUACGUGCUGUGUCCCGGCGGCACCGACAGUUUUCACGUGUGGAGUGAGAGUGAGGACUGUCUUCCCUUCCUACAGCUGGCCCAGGACUACAUCUCCUCCUGUGGGAAGAAGACUCUGCUGGAGGUGCUGGAGAAAGUCUUCACCUCCUUCAGGCCUCUGCUGGGCCUACCAGACAUAGAAGACGACAGCUUCGAGCAUUACCACGCUGACAUGGAGGGGGAACCUGGGCCGGACCACCAGCAGAUGGGGGUCAGCCAGCAGUGAUGCGCCCCGAGACGAGGCCCCGCGGCGCCGCUAGAGCUGCUGAGGAGCUCCGGGCCUCAAACUCAUCAGCCCAAACACUAAACAACACACACACACACACAUACUUACAGUACGGCCAACAUGCUAAACAUGCACCACCAUGUUCUUGAAUGUCUCAGUGGCUUUGCUUCCCAAAGAGUGCACUCUGCUGCACUGUUGACCCCCUCCAAUCCAACACACACACACACACACACACACACAUUGGAGCUACGUGAGCAGUAGCCAUGUACAAUGCAAGUAUCAUAAUCAUUCACCAUCUGGUUAGUUAAAGUUCCACUGCACAGCAAUAUUACAUCGGGCCCAGCUGGCUUUGUUAUGCAGAAAUACAGUCAGAUGUUACCGCAAUACACACGUAUCCCCCGUGGCUUUGGAGAUGAAUGUGACAGAUAACCUACUUUCUCUGUCUGUUGACACAGAGGAUACAGGAAAGCUAGCUGAAAGGGUGAAAACCGGCGGUUUGUGGCUGCAUGAAUGACGCAGAAGAAGAGAGAGGGGAGGAAAAAAAACGGUAUAACUUCUACACCUCAUGGAGGGAAACAAGGAGGAAACUGAGACGUAGUUUCUCACGGGGCAGCUCUCAAACGAUCUGGUUUUAAAACACAUGGUUAAAAUAGUCGUAUAGUCAUUUUACACCUCAUGUGGAAAUCAAAGUGUGCAGCUUUACAGUAGCAUGGAUCAUUUCUUGAGGUGAUGCUUCGACACCUCAAAGUCACUUAAUAAGGAUGUUUUACUAUCAUAUGACCAUUACAACAAAAGGCCCAUGCUGCAGCUUUUAAGCCCUUCCCUGGUUUGGGUGUCUCAUUGUCACAUGACACCCCUCUGUCCUGUACGUAGUCUUCCUGGUUGUUGGUGGUUCACAGUUUUUGCCCUCCUUUUCUCAGCACAAUCUGAUGAGAUACCUUCCUAAAAUCUAGCUACAUUCUGUUCUGCGUGUUUUGAAUUUAUUCGCUCCUUUUUCUCUUAACCUUAAUUUAAUAAGUGCACACCCAAAUCCCCGAGUGGUAUCACAGGGGAGAGAGAAUAAUUGUUGACAGCCACCCCCCUGCUGCCUGCCCUGUUAUCUCUAAUCUCACAGUGUGUUGUUGUAUGUCACAUCCAGUGCACUGCAAUGCUUCAGGCCCUCCGCCGCCUUCAACCACUCGAUCCACAUGCAAGACUGUUUCAGAGGUCCAUCUUUAGCUUAUUUACUUUGGCUUGUAAAUGUUUGUCUUUUUAUUGCCUACUUGAAUGUUUCUCAUGCAGUGUAUCUUCUGUUUGUCCUCCAAUGUGUGUGAAAUUGUUCAAUAAACCGUGUGAACAAAG
Messenger RNA from Centropristis striata (black sea bass), 2039 nucleotides. RefSeq names its product maturin, neural progenitor differentiation regulator homolog (Xenopus) (gene mturn). The transcript is spliced from 3 exons. Bases 309 to 698 code for a protein of 129 amino acids. The record is from RefSeq and is a predicted model, not a curated record. Gene Ontology annotation, cellular component: cytoplasm. Gene Ontology annotation, biological process: regulation of signaling; positive regulation of megakaryocyte differentiation. Lineage: Eukaryota; Metazoa; Chordata; Actinopteri; Perciformes; Serranidae.